AUGAAGGUCGUAUUUGUGGAUAUAGUGCGGAAGUUGAAAUUCGGUUGGGACGGCUUUUGGUUCGACUUGAAGUCCUUCCUUCUCAACGCCAGUCGCUACCACUAUCGAGAUUUGAUGAUGAUCGGUGCAGGAUUCUUACCCGCAAAAUAUGUUCAACUUUGGAAAUUCGGCUGUAUGUUGCUGUAUCGUUCCUUGGGAUACUAUCAACUCGCGAUGGCCAUAGCAAAAACCGGGUUCGGCAUUCUGGAUGGAGCUGGUUUAUUGGAUAUACUGGCGUCCUCCUUGGUGUCUUUUUUCAUGUUGGCAGUGCAGUUUAAAGUAUUCAUGCAUGAACACUAUCGUGAAGGCAUGCGAAAGAUUCAAAACUUCUUCGACGGCCAUUACGGGAAUUCGGGGGAUUACGAUUUUGAUGUCCGUAUGCGUCAGAAGGCGAAUGGCAUCACAAAAAGAACCUUCCUGGCCAUGCUGCUGCUCAUCUAUUGCGAUCAAUUGCUGAUUUGGAUUCCAAACUCUGCUCAAGCACGUAUGUUCGGCAUUCCUGAACGGUUCAGCGUUCUUGGAUUUCAAAUGUCGAGGAUACUUCAGGGAAUGUAUUUGUGUUCGUUGGUGAGUUUUUGGGGUAGCAGAUAUUUUUGCUGUUCGUCCAUGACCCUGCCGUUGCUCCUUGAUGUACAAACUGAACUUGCGAUUGUCGCCCAUGGAUUUGAAAUGCUCAGGGCAAAUGCUCUGAAUAGCUGCGAGUCACACGAAAUGCGGUGGAAAUACCUUGAAUAUAUGCUGAAGACUACGGUCAAGCAACAUCUGCGAGUGUUGAGACACGUGGACCUGAUGCUGCCGGUUGUGAACAACGUCUACGCAACGGUCUACUACAGUAACAUGGGAAUGGUUGCGUUGGCUGUAUUCCUGGCCAUUCGAAGUGGAAUGACUUUUAUGUCUUUUUGUUUGAUCAUCACGGCUGUUGGAUUCAUGAUAGAAUGCUACUCAUGGUGCUUUCUGAUCGGUUUGAUUCAAGAAACUAUGUUGCAGAUAUCCUCAUUGACAGCUCAGUUGGCUUAUCUACCACAGCAUUCAGCGGAACAUCAUUCGCAAUAUGUUCAAUGGCGAACAUCUCUGAUGAUAAUUCAACUUAAUGCAUCACAAAUCGAUUGGUUCCAGUGCGGACAUCUUUUCUACAUCUCUACCGAAUCAUUUGGUGAAUUGUGUAUGAUUGUGUACCGUUUUGCUACCUUUCUUUUGAAAUUUGCUUGAACAGAACUAAUUUUUUGUAAACAAUA
Messenger RNA from Aedes albopictus (Asian tiger mosquito), 1274 nucleotides. RefSeq lists its product as uncharacterized. The record is from RefSeq and is a predicted model, not a curated record. NCBI's taxonomy places the organism in Eukaryota, Metazoa, Arthropoda, Insecta, Diptera, Culicidae. The transcript has 3 exons. Bases 1 to 1248 code for a protein of 415 amino acids.